AUGGGCUCCAUCAGUGCAGCAAAUGCAGAAUUUUGCUUUGAUGUGUUCAAAGAACUGAAAAUCCACCAUGCCAAGCAGAACAUUUUCUUUGCCCCCCUGAGCCUCAUGUCAGCCCUGUCUAUGGUCUAUAUGGGAGCAAGAGGUAACACUGAAUCUCAGAUGGAGAAGGUUCUUCAUUUUGAUGAAAUUGCAGGACUUGGAGGAACUAUUCCCAGCAAAUGUGGCAAGUCUGUGAAUAUCCAAAUACUGUUUAAAGAACUUCUCUCUGAUAUCACUGCACCGGAAGGCAAUCAUUCGCUUCACAUUGCCAACAGACUCUAUGCUGAAAAGACAUGUCCAAUCCUACCGAUAUACCUAAAAUGUGUUAAGAAACUGUACAGAACUGGUCUGGAAAUGAUCAACUUCAAAGAAUCAUCAGAUGAAGUCAGACAGCUUAUUAAUUCCUGGGUGGAAAAUAAGACAAAUGGACAGAUCCAAGACUUCCUUGAACCAAGCUCUAUUGACCUCGAUACUGCGCUGCUACUUGUAAGUGCUGUUAACUUCAAAGGGAUGUGGAAGAAAGCAUUUAGGAAAGACCACACCAAAGAAGUCCUCUUCAGAGUGACAGAGAAAGAAAGCAAACCUGUGCAAAUGAUGUGUCAGAAUGGUACAUUCAAAAUGGCAGUGGUGGCUGCUGAGAAAAUAAAAAUCCUGGAGCUUCCUUACGCCAGUGAAGAGCUGAGCAUGGUGGUGCUGCUGCCUGAGGAUGUUUCCAGACUGGAGCAGCUGGAGAGCACAAUCAGCUUUGAAAAAAUAACUGAGUGGACCAGUCCUGACUUGAUGGAAAAGAAGAUAGUGCAAGUGUGCUUCCCUCGCAUGAAGAUUGAGGAAAAAUAUAAUCUCACAUCUGUCUUAAUGUCUUUGGGCAUGACUGACGUGUUUGGCCCUUUGGCCAAUUUGUCUGGCAUAUCUGAAGCAGAGAAUCUGAAGAUAUCUAAGGUUUUCCAUGGGGCAUCCAUGGAAGUCAAUGAGGCAGGUGUCGAGGUGGCAGGCUCAACUGAGGAUGUGGAAGACAUCAAACAGUCUCCUGUAUCUGAGGAAUUUAGGGUCAGCCACCCAUUUAUCUUCUUGAUCAAACACAACCCAACCAAUGGCAUCAUCUUCUUUGGCAGAUAUUUUUCCCCUUAA
Messenger RNA from Tinamus guttatus (white-throated tinamou), 1167 nucleotides. RefSeq names its product ovalbumin-related protein X. NCBI's taxonomy places the organism in Eukaryota, Metazoa, Chordata, Aves, Tinamiformes, Tinamidae. The record is from RefSeq and is a predicted model, not a curated record. Gene Ontology annotation, molecular function: serine-type endopeptidase inhibitor activity. Gene Ontology annotation, biological process: negative regulation of endopeptidase activity.